Messenger RNA from Carica papaya (papaya), 843 nucleotides. Lineage: Eukaryota; Viridiplantae; Streptophyta; Magnoliopsida; Brassicales; Caricaceae. The record is from RefSeq and is a predicted model, not a curated record.
UUCAUGGUCUACUGAGUUAACUCGGAGAGUCAGUUUCUUUUUCUUUUUUUUUUUUUUUGUUUUGUGCGGGGUUCAACGGGCCGGCAUUGUGGAUUAUUGUUUGUUAAUCCGUGUGUUUAAGUAAUUAAUUAGGGAUUUAUGCGAUUAAUUAAUUUAAUUAAAGGAGCAGUUAACAGUUUUGAAGGAUUUAAAAAAAUAAAAAAAAGGCGUGGUGGUUUGGCAGGAAAUGGUUUUCGAGAACUUUAAUGUGCAGGCGGGGAAUGAUGCAUCAGGAGUGCCAACAGAUAUGUUGACGCUGAAUUCGACGGUCAGGAUCUUAUACAGAAAUCCCGCCACAUUCUUCGCCGUACACGUCACGUCUACGCCCUUGGAAAUUCACUAUUUCCAGCUGAGGCUUGCCUCCGGACAGAUGAAAAAGUUUACCCAAUCAAGGAAGACGCAGAGGAAGAUAACAACAGUGGUGGAAGGGCAGCAGGUGCCCUUAUAUGGUGGGGUAGGUGUUCUUUCAAAUGGUAGAGAGCACCUUGAGAAAGUAUCUUUGCCAUUGAACCUGACAUUCGUAAUCAGAUCCAGAGCGUACAUUUUGGGAAGACUGGUGAAAUCAAAGUUCUACAGCCGUAUCUCAUGCUCUGUCACUUUAAAAGGUAACAGGCUCGGUAAGCCAAUCAAUUUGAACCAUUCAUGUCUAUAUCAGUGACGAUGAGGAGUAGACAUCAGCUUUCUACUGGUUUUCAAUUCGUCUGCUUACUAAUUUUGUAUACUUGUAUUUCUUGUGGAUGUUUUGAGAUGAAUUUGAAUGUAAAUGGUGGGAGUUAAAGAAGUAUAUAUCUGGUAUUUAUUUCA